CUUUACUGAAACGCAUCGUAUCGCUUUACAUCGUUGGGUGUAUGGCCGCCCCAAUCGUGUUUCAGCUCUGCAAGUCGACGCCAUCUUCCAGUCCCCCCCUCCCCCCACUCUUGGCAUAGGUCAUCGUGUCGAGAAUGUGUCACUUCCUGUUGAACCACCUCCGACCCCGUUCUCCUCCCGAUAUCGACGAUGAUCUAAACAUGUUUUUGAAUAGCAAACGUUAAGAUAGGGAAAGCUCAUCGCGCGCCGUCUGGAAAGGGGAUGAGGAUUGGGGCGGUUGAUAAGGGUGUGGCUGGGUGUGAGGGGGUGGGUGUCAUAAAAUGAGCAGCAGGUGGGACACUCCUUAAUUCCACCAACCACCUCGGCCUGAAGGAAGGGCACACCCUGUUGCUGCUGGCGGGCGCGAAAAGGAUAUGAAAUAAUAACCCGAACCGGACCGAGGGUGGCGUUCUCGUUCGGUUCGGGUGUUGGUGUGUCCGCACACCCACAUACACGCGGGAACGACUUUCGCUUGGUUAAGGCGUACGCUUCCCGCAGGUCGAGCUUCAGUCGUGUGGCUUCAACCGUCCCAGUCGAUAACGGUUUUGUGUGCGCAACCAAGUCCUUCCGUGUCUUACCUUUCACUAGUCCAGCAAGUCCUGUCCCCCCUGUGACGCGACAUCAUAGCGAAGAGACGAUGGGCGACGAGAUGAGUGUCGAGCAGGAGGCGGAAGCGAUCCUCGAGGCGGAAACGAGCUUCGGGAUGCGCGUGUGGCAUCUGCUGUUCCUGUCCUGCGGCUCCGUGCUCGGCGUCGUCAUCAUGCUGUGCUGCUGCAUCCGGUUCCGCAUACCCCGCACCAAGCAGGACAUCGAGGCGGACUACCAUCGCAAGAAGCUGACGCGCAAGUUUCGCGAACGGCUGGACUGCAUGAACAAUGCGGACAUCGACGAGAUGGACCUGAUCAAGGCGCUCGAGCGCGUGCGGGAAGAGUACGCGGCGGAGCAGGAGCGGCAGCAGGCGGGCAAGGAGGCGGCCGAAAACAAGGACAAUCAGGCAAUCGUGACCGUGUGCGAUCAGGUUUGAGGCGUGUGGUGGCGGUGGAGCACGUGGGGUUAGUGAAGGUGAAUUAUGUUUUAGUUCCUUGUACUUGAGCGUAUUGGCUGAUAAGGUUUAUGUAAGACAAUUGGAAGCACUUGAUGAACUCGAAUAGUUUUAAAAUUGAUAAAAAUCAAUUGAAACGUAAUUUGAUACAAAAUUGACAGUAUUUAUCGGCAUACUUGUGUAGUAAGCGGUCAUACGAGUUUUAUCAACAUUUUCUUAAGUUUUGUUACUUAUUUGAAUGCUGUAAUCGAAGAAAAAUAAAUUUAAAUAAAACUAAUUUCGUAA
Molecule: messenger RNA, 1366 nt
Organism: Anopheles gambiae (African malaria mosquito)
Lineage: Eukaryota; Metazoa; Arthropoda; Insecta; Diptera; Culicidae
Product: transmembrane inner ear expressed protein
Exons: 1
Coding region: 677-1063 (128 amino acids)
Source: RefSeq, a predicted model, not a curated record